This is a messenger RNA of Jaminaea rosea, 1817 nucleotides long. RefSeq lists its product as hypothetical. Gene Ontology annotation, molecular function: zinc ion binding; DNA-binding transcription factor activity, RNA polymerase II-specific. The record is from RefSeq and is a predicted model, not a curated record. Bases 199 to 1617 code for a protein of 472 amino acids. NCBI's taxonomy places the organism in Eukaryota, Fungi, Basidiomycota, Exobasidiomycetes, Microstromatales. The transcript has a single exon. Gene Ontology annotation, biological process: regulation of DNA-templated transcription.
CAGGAACGAUCUUGGCUGCGCGGCCGAGGUAUGGAAUCGACGACCUAUAUUCGUGCUCCGCUUGCAUCGCAGGGCAUCUAGCAGGCAAAUAAUCUUCCCAAUGAUUCCGCCGCAGGGAGCGAGUAGAAGCACUCAAGUCCCAGUUGCCUCAACAACACGACAUUCCUCCUUUUCAGACGUAACACCUUUCCUUCUUUGAUGUGUGUCCACGGCGUACCCGACAAGUCAUCGACCUUCUUAGUAGAAUCGCACAAAUCUAGGAUGCUAUCUCCGCCCAUGUCGGGCGCCCUUUGGGAAUCAGCAACCUUCGCUUCUUCUCUUGACGGGGCCUUUGCCUUUCGCGAUCGUCCGACCCAUGACUUCGUCAAGCACAGCAUCUUUCGGCACCAGCCAUCGGUUGCCGACAAUGGUGCUGCCAAAGCCUCAGACGUUGCACGACAUCUGGGCAGAUACCCUCCCGCCCGCAAAAUCCAAAGGGGAUCGACUCCCGGCAAGAGAAGAGCUAUCGAACGAUCCGAAAUGGACGUCGUCUUCACGGACGCGGGCCUGCCUCCCAAGCAAAGUCCACGCAAGACGGUGUCAAAUAAGCACUAUACGAGCAAACCUCGCGAGGAGACAUCUUUGUCGCCUUCUUGCUCAAUCCCCAUCGCUGCUAGCCCGACCUUCUCGUUCGAUGAAGAGCUAGGCGGUCUCGAUGAUGAUCCCGGAUUGAGACCAGACGCUGAAAUGUCAGCGCCUCGAAGUGUCACAAGAACGAGGAAGGGGCUGCGCGCCCGCCACACGAGCACUCCGACAAGGCCGCAGCAGUCGGCCGCUGCACCAGAUUAUGGUUCCGUUCCAUCUAUAGCGGCUGUCGCCGACUUCUAUAGCAUCACAUUGAGCCCGCCCUUCGACCCGCGGUUUCAUCAGCGUCCAGAUUGCACUUCACUUGCUCCACUGCCGCCCGAUCCUGCGUCGCCACAAGAUGUCACCGAUGGACAUCAUCGGCGCCGGAGUUCUGUUCAUGUUCCUGACGCUGUCGCGGACAACACGGCUCCUAGCCUCCCCAGCGUGGCGGCGAAAGCGUCCGACCCUUUACACGAUGCAACGACGUCUUCGACAAAAUCUUCGACACAAUCCGCCAUUAUACAGGCCGACGAUCUCAUGAAGCAGCUGCGCUGUCGUUCCUCCGACGGCUCAAAUGAAGAGAUCGCAGCGUGUGACAAUUGUCGUCGACGCAAGACUCGCUGCGAUCGCAUGAAGCCGUGCUGCGACAAAUGUCUCGCUCGUGAAGAAGAAUGUACUACAGACGAUAUCCUGAGAAAGCGAGGGCCACCCAGUAAGAAGCAAAGAGCUCUUCUCGCCGCCGCAGGACUACCUUUCAUUCACAGUCGUGUUAGCAGGAAAGCUGGGCACAAAGGGCUCGCGGGCGAGCCGACUUCAGGCUUGUGGCCAGCAUCGCCCCCGCAAUCUCCGCCAGGCGUACCGUCGACUUCUUCAUAUCAGGUCUCGCGACCGCAAUCAACGACGAGAGCUAUGGCAUCGCUCACAAGAGGCGGGCGGGCCCUCCCCAAUGGCACCAGGCGGACCCAUCGAAAAAAAGCCGAUGUUAGCUUCGGCCGCGAGGCAGGGCAGUGAAGUCAUCGACGAUGACUGAGACCAAUCCGAUUCGCCUCGGAUUUGCGGGCAGCCGCUGGUGAAGCAUCGCGCCAGGGGGUGUUGCAGCUCAUUUUGAUUCUUUGCCCACAAGCGAACGUCAGUAUGCGAGCCUCAGCUGUAGCCGAGAAGCCGCGAGGUUAAGGCCACUUAGCCAAGCGACGCUUGUAGACGCCCAAGAC